GGGUUUCCUUGUCUGACUGGAGACUAGCGAGCAGAUAGGCGGAUGAUAACAGCAUCAGUUGCUGUUACACAGCUUCCACAGAUCUCAAUGAAUUGCCCUCGAAGAAGCCACUGAUCGUGCCUGCUGCUUUUUGCAGGGGUGGUUUACUGAUCAGUGUAAAAAAAACACGGCUAUAUGAGAUUGUUUUUUCAGUGAUUUUUUCUUUCUUUUUUUUUUUUUUUAGUAUUUCAAGGUCUGUGUAGCCUCUUUCCAUCAUGGUGCUAGGAAAGGUAAAGAGCUUCACAGUAAGCUAUGACUGUCUCAAUGACAGCAAUGUUCCCGUUUUCUCAAGCGGGGACUGUGUCUCAGGGAGGGUGAUCAUCGAAGUCACCGGAGAAAUCCGCGUGAAAUCUCUCAAAAUCCACGCGAAAGGAUUUGCAAAAGUUCGUUGGACUGAAUCGAGAAAUGCUGGAUCCAACACUGCCUACACGCAAAACUACACAGAAGAAGUGGAAUAUCUAAACCACAAAGAUAUAUUAAUCGGACACGAGAGAGACGAUGAUAACUCCGAAGAAGGACUCACCACUAUCCAUUCAGGAAGACAUGAGUAUGCAUUCAGCCUUGAGCUUCCACAGACACCUCUGGCUACCUCUUUCGAAGGGAAGCAUGGCAGCGUGCGCUACUGGGUAAAGGCAGAACUCCACAGGCCAUGGCUCCUACCCAUGAAGACCAAGAAAGAAUUUACAGUCUUUGAGCACAUCGACAUCAACACUCCAUUACUGCUGUCACCACAGGCCGGCACAAAAGACAAGACGCUUUGCUGUUGGUUCUGCACCUCAGGUCCUAUUUCCCUAAGUGCCAAAAUUGAGAGGAAGGGAUAUACCCCAGGGGAGUCAAUCCAGAUCUUUGCUGAGAUAGAGAACUGCUCAUCACGCAUGGUAGUGCCAAAGGCGGCCAUCUACCAGACUCAGACCUUCUAUGCCAAAGGGAAGAUGAAGGAGGUCAAGCAGCUGGUGGCUAACCUGCGGGGAGAAUCUCUGUCCUCGGGCAAAACUGAGACCUGGAAUGGAAAGAUGUUGAAGAUCCCACCUGUCUCCCCCUCCAUCCUGGACUGCAGCAUUAUCAGAGUGGAGUACUCGCUCAUGGUGUAUGUGGACAUACCUGGGGCGAUCAACCUGUCCCUGAACCUGCCUCUUGUCAUCGGAACCAUCCCUCUUCACCCAUUUGGCUCCCGCACCUCAAGCGUCAGCAGCCAGUGCAGCAUGAGCUGGCUGGGCAUGGGUCUGCCUGAGAGGCCAGAAGCUCCUCCAAGCUAUGCAGAAAUUGUGACAGAAGAGCAGAGGCAGAGCUGUUUGGAUGCCCCAGCGGCCCGAGAGGAGCUGGAAGGACCUCUCUUUGCCUAUAUUCACGAGUUCCGCUUCCAGCCCCCUCCUCUGUACUCUGAGAUUGAUCCUAACCCAGAUCACGCCAGCCAUACAGAGGAGCGUAGGCUUGAUGCUUGUCCAUCACGCUGAGGAUAUUCCAGCAAUUCCCCUGAGUUACUUGGGGAAACUCAAAGGAACCUGCCUGUAAGGCUCAACUUUGAUUAUUUUCUCAGUUGACUGCAUUCACAAAAUGCUGUUGACAUCAAGAGAAAAACAAGAAUAUCCAACCAAAAAAAACAAAAAAGAAAAAGUGAUUUAGGUUGGACAAAUCUGUUCCUGCCUUCCCUCAGCAAGAGAAAUGGGAGUCACUAGUUCGGGGUGUCUUUUCUUUCCCGUGUCAGCUUGCUGAGGGUGACAUAUGUACAGAUCAACAUGUAUCCACUCUGUAUGGGGGGUGGGGGGGAACCCUCUAGUAGUGAGAGCCCUAGUGAUGGUCUUGACGGUGACAAAGAAGCACUGCCAAGGCUCAGCCUGGCAAGCUCCUAUUCACCCGUGACUCUUCUGUAUCUGUGGCACAUAAGGACUUGGCUCCUCUCACAAAGGACAGGACCUAUCAUGUCCAUUCAUCAGCAGAACUCCUCUUAAGAAAAUGGGAUGAAGAGAGAAAAGUGUUACCACUGUAGUCUUGAAAGUAAGCUUUCAGCAGCAGCAACAGUCAUCAACAAAGCAAAGACUAGGUCCUUCUGCCUCACUUGGGAUUUGUUUUGCACAUUUUGUUCUUUACUUGAGUUGUGUGUGGCUCUGUUUAAUGAGAGUUUUAAAAAAGAAUCACUAAUAGUUUAGUUUCAGCCUUGCAACGCACCAGACUAUGAGACUGUCAUCUGCAUAACUCUGAGCAUCGCUGGGAGUAGGAUUUGGAAAAAAAAAAAAAAAGACUGAAAAGUACAAGAACAAUGCACUGAAUUUGUUUAAGUUGUUUAAGAAUUUUCAUUUUCCUGUGGCUAACAACUAGACAGUACUCGUACAACAUCUGCAGCACACUUAAUCUCCACGUGGAAGCUUUUUACAGUGUUGCCUCCUAAGCUUGGAUCUAAGUGUGGUUUCCCUCCUCUUGAGUUUAGUUCUUCAAGUUAUUCCGUUCUCGUAUUCGCUCCAGUCAUAGAAUAGCUUGUAACCAGUUUAGUUUUGUGGUGGCUCUGGAUUUGGACUAGGAGGGUUGCAGACUUGCAUUAGCCACUCAAGUAGAAGCUGACGGGAAAAGUGCGUGCUUGGCGGCGUGCAUGCGUGUGUAGAUGUUUUUGGCCGUGUGUAUGUAUGUGUGUGUGUGUGUGUGUGUGUGUGUGUGUGUGUGUUUGUGAGACAUAAAGUGGUGCACUGUUGAGGGACUCACCCUAAAUUGUCUGCAGCCCCUCUACUCCUAAUCUCAGGGCAAGCCAGGCUUGCAUAACUGCCCAACAAGCACUGUCUCAGGUGGUCCUCUCACUCGCCAAACAGUUGAGAGGAAAAAGGAAGGAAGAAAAUGUUGUGAGGCUUUUGUUUUAAUUGCACUGCUAAAAAAAAAAAGAAAAAAAAGAAAAGAAAAGGAAAAAAAAAAGUUUUUGUUCACUACCAAAAUGAGAGAACAGACUUGUAGGGGAGCAAGGCAGCUUUUUGAGAUGAAUCACAUUCCCUUUUUGUCCUGCUGCAUUUGCCCACUUCAUCUGUAACAGAUUUUUACCAGACCAGUGAAGCCAGAAUGCUAGUUACAAAAAAAAGGAAAGAAAGAAAAAUGCUUUUGCAAUAAGAAAGCAAAACCAGCACAAAUGAAACGCUGGGGAUGUUGCUGAACUUCUGUUCAUGCUGGUCAGAACAAGUAGUACAUGUAGUAUCAUUAGGAGUAGUAGUAGUAAAUUGAAAUGAGUAAUACAUUGGUUUCCUAACUCAUUCAAGAUUAAAGACCAGCUGUAACAGAGGUUUGACACUGUCAGGAAAGGAUGAUAAACAGCACUUUUAGAAAAAAAAAAAAAAAGAUAAAGAAAUGAGAAACAAAAGACGUAGCAUUCAAUGCUGAAGGUCUGGAUAAAAAAAAACACUACUUGGUAAUAACCAUGUAUUACAGGAUUCUUUUUUUUUCUUUCUGUAAAAUGGUGUUGUGUAGGACGCUAAUGCUUUAUUCAGUCUUUUUAAGAUUAGAAACCAUUUUUUUUUUUUUUGAAGUUUACAUUUCAAAAUGUAGCUAAGGCAACUUAGUGUGUGCUUAGUGUGUGCACGCUCUUAUCAAGAUCCAGCUGGCAACUAAAUACACAGCUUCUGACAGUGCUCAGCAAACUGCAGAUUAUUAAAGUGAUCUUAUCUUAGUGGCCUUGACACAGGAAGGACUUGAUCAUGAUGCUCCAUUCUUCAGUGUCUAUGUAACUUUUCUCAUUUCUCUUUGUUAACACUUGUAUGUUUUGUUUUUUGAAAAGGACAAAAAGGGAAGAGAAAAGAGUCCUUCAAAGCGAGUGUUGCUUUUGAAAAAAAGACAUCUUGGACAGGCCUUGAUUGUGUUUUUUUUUUGUUUGUUUUUUUUUUCCCUGAAGUUGAUGAGGGUUGUCUAUUUUUCCAUGUAUUUCUGGGCAUUGAUAGGUUGCUUUCUUUAUAGUUUAAAAAGCAACCUUUUGAGUUGGUCUCCCUGAUCUGUCUGAUCCCCUUCGGGCCAGGGAGUGGCAGCUGUUGAUCAGCACCCUUUCCCCCCUUCAAGAAACAUUUAUGUAACCUGGGACAAAACACUUCUUUUGUGGUAACUCAUGUAUUUGUUUUGCGAUUCUUUGUUUGGAUUUUAUCUUAGGGAAACUGAAUCAAGCUAUGCGGUAAUGAAUAAGCUUACAUAUUUGUUUCAGGUUGGUCAGUUCCAUAGUCCAUUUGCUUGGGCCUCAGAGUAGUCCAGUGUCAAAACUAAGCUAAAUUCCCGACCUGAUCAAGGUGGGAACUGAAAUGUUCAGAGAGAAAGGAUGUAGGAGAUGGGGUCUGAAACAUUUUAGAAACAAAGUGCAAUAUUACUCAAAGAAUUUUCUUCAUUCUCAUUUUUUUUUCCAACAUGAUGAUGUAUAGGUAUUCUAUGAAUAUACUAUGUUCUGAAUGCUUUAACCUUUUGUCUAGUUCUUCCUCUUGAUUUGAAUAAACAUUUGUUCUAAAUUA
This is a messenger RNA of Archocentrus centrarchus (flier cichlid), 4499 nucleotides long. It is a transcript of the gene arrdc3a, whose product is annotated as arrestin domain containing 3a. Gene Ontology annotation, biological process: protein transport. The transcript is spliced from 8 exons. NCBI's taxonomy places the organism in Eukaryota, Metazoa, Chordata, Actinopteri, Cichliformes, Cichlidae. The record is from RefSeq and is a predicted model, not a curated record. Gene Ontology annotation, cellular component: cytoplasm. Bases 255 to 1493 code for a protein of 412 amino acids.